Molecule: messenger RNA, 873 nt
Organism: Fragaria vesca subsp. vesca
Lineage: Eukaryota; Viridiplantae; Streptophyta; Magnoliopsida; Rosales; Rosaceae
Product: ubiquitin-NEDD8-like protein RUB2-like
Exons: 3
Coding region: 68-532 (154 amino acids)
Biological process (GO): protein ubiquitination; modification-dependent protein catabolic process
Cellular component (GO): nucleus; cytoplasm
Molecular function (GO): ubiquitin protein ligase binding; protein tag activity
Source: RefSeq, a predicted model, not a curated record
AGAGAGCUAUAAUUAACAACGAAGUGAGAUUUCUCUGAGAGAGCCAAGACCAAAAACAAGAGCCAACAUGCAGAUUUUCGUGAAAACCCUAACUGGCAAGACCAUCACUCUCGAGGUUGAGAACAGCGACACCAUCGAUAAUGUCAAAGCCAAGAUCCAGGAUAAGGAAGGCAUCCCUCCUGAUCAACAGAGAUUGAUUUUUGCCGGUAAGCAAUUGGAAGAUGGAAGAACUCUUGCAGAUUACAACAUCCAAAAGGAGUCAACUCUUCACCUAGUUUUAAGGCUGAGGGGUGGAACUAUGAUUAAGGUGAAGACUCUUACCGGGAAAGAAAUUGAGAUUGAUAUUGAACCGACUGACACCAUUGACAGAAUCAAGGAAAGGGUUGAGGAGAAAGAGGGAAUUCCUCCAGUGCAACAAAGGCUGAUUUAUGCCGGUAAGCAGCUUGGAGAUGACAAAACUGCUAAAGACUACAACAUUGAGGGUGGCUCUGUCCUUCAUUUGGUGCUUGCACUACGUGGAGGUAGUCUAUAAAUUGUAUCGUAGUAUUGUAUCUAAUGAUCAGUUCAGGCAAACUCUUUCGUGAAGGCUUUAUCGUGUCUUGAUACUCCUACACAUUUGAGUUGCAUGACAUGGCAGAAAACGUGUUCUAUUUACCUUGGACAGAAGUAUUGGUCUACCUUUCUGCUUUGUAUGUUCACUGUUGAUGCUCUCUUGCUUUUACUUUAUACAAGCUUAGCUUCACUUGGGCAAAAAAAUUUAUGAAUCCUGAUUGCAGUUGUUUCUGCUUGUCCAUGAUCUAUAGAACUUGGUGACAUGUACUCCAUAUAUGCUACUCGUGUGUCCGGAAAUUAGAUGACGUAUACCUUUGAGAA